Messenger RNA from Vicugna pacos (alpaca), 4696 nucleotides. RefSeq names its product tRNA methyltransferase 61A (gene TRMT61A). Gene Ontology annotation, molecular function: tRNA (adenine(58)-N1)-methyltransferase activity. Gene Ontology annotation, cellular component: nucleus; tRNA (m1A) methyltransferase complex. The record is from RefSeq and is a predicted model, not a curated record. Lineage: Eukaryota; Metazoa; Chordata; Mammalia; Artiodactyla; Camelidae. Gene Ontology annotation, biological process: tRNA methylation.
CCGCGCGCGGGGUGGGAACGGCGCGUCGUGACGUCAUCGGCGGGCGCCGCGAGCCGCCCGGAGCCGGAAGCGCUGUAGCUGGUGCCCGGAGCCACGUGCGGAGCCACCCGGAGUGGGAGCCCGGCGAGCGUCACCGGUGAGACCCGGUCCCUGGCACCUGCCAGACAGCAACACCAUGAGCUUCGUGGCAUACGAGGAGCUGAUCAAAGAGGGUGACACAGCCAUCCUGUCACUGGGCCAUGGUGCAAUGAUGGCGGUGCGUGUGCAGCGUGGCGCACAGACACAGACCCGGCACGGCGUCCUGCGGCACUCCGUAGACCUCAUUGGCCGCCCCUUCGGCUCCAAGGUGACUUGUGGCCGAGGUGGCUGGGUGUAUGUGCUGCACCCCACCCCUGAGCUCUGGACGCUGAACCUGCCACACCGCACCCAGAUCCUCUACUCCACUGACAUUGCCCUGCUCACCAUGAUGCUGGAGCUUCGGCCUGGCUCUGUGGUCUGUGAGUCUGGUACCGGCAGCGGCUCCGUGUCCCACGCCAUCAUUCGCACCAUUGCGCCCACGGGCCACCUGCACACGGUGGAGUUCCACCAGCAGCGGGCGGAGAAGGCGCGGGAGGAGUUCCAGGAGCACCGCGUGGGCCGAUGGGUGACCGUGCGCAACCAGGAUGUGUGCCGCAGUGGCUUCGGCGUGAGCCACGUGGCAGACGCCGUCUUCCUGGACAUCCCCUCACCUUGGGAGGCCGUGGGCCAUGCCUGGGACGCCCUCAAGGUCGAAGGUGGGCGCUUCUGCUCCUUCUCGCCAUGCAUCGAGCAGGUGCAGCGCACGUGCCAGGCGCUGGCGGCCUGUGGCUUCUCGGAGCUGAGCACCCUGGAGGUGCUGCCCCAGGUCUACAACGUGCGCACCAUCAGCCUGCCUGCGCCCGACCUGGGGGCCAGCCCGGGUGUGGAUGCCGGCCCCUUCCGCAGCGGCACGCCCAUGAAGGAGGCCGUGGGCCACACGGGCUACCUGACUUUCGCCACAAAGACCCCGGGCUAGUGAGCCGCCACCAGGAGCUCCGGGGAGCUGGGAGCACCGCAGGCCAGACGGGAAGCAAGGCUCGGCCAGAGGCUGCCUUAUAUGGGCAGCGGGCGCCUGCCAGGGCCUGUGUUUAGAAACAGAUGGAUGGUGGGGCAGGGCUUGGGGGCCCCCUGGGUGGCUGAAGGGGGACUGCCUGGUGGAGGUGCAUCCAGUCCCUGGUCCCUGGGGAGGGCAGCCUCCCACUGGCCUCAGUGUCCUGCUGCUAUUUGUAGCCACAGGCAGUUUCCACUGCCUUAGGCUCCUCCGGACGUUGAGGCCCGAGGCUGCAGGUGGCAGCCAGCCUGACCCUUUCCUGGUGGCCCUUUGUGGGGAAGGGGGUGGGGGAGCAAAGACUAGGUGGGGGGGGCCAGGGACAUCCUCCGGCAAGGGCUGUGGCCUGGCUCAGUGCCUCCCUGGGCGGGCUCAGCACCCAGUGAGAGGUGACCCUGCUGUGUGGCCUCAGGCCUGACCCCACCCCAUUAGGCACUGCACAGGCCAUGUGGGAGUGUCUCCAGUUCCCUCCUGUCAAAGGGGCAGGGAGAAGCCCUGCCCACCUUGCUUCUCCUGCCCCUGGGAGGUGUCUUCUUGGACCCUGGCCCAGCCAGGGCCCCAGCUGUGUGGGGAAGUGAGAACACACAGCAUCACUCAGAAGAGCUGAGCCGGAUGGGGAUGUGCUGCGGGCCGUCAGCCAGUGCCUGUUGGAGUUACUCCGUGCUUCUCCCUCAGGGGCCCUGGGGUCACAGGGGUGAGGGGGUGUAUCCAGGACACAGGUGGCCUGGCCUGGCCUGGCCUGGCCUGGCUUGGCCUGGUCUCCAGCUCUGGUGUGUGGCUGGCAUUGUACAAAGGGCCUGGGUGUUCCCAUGGCAGGCGGGAGCCCCAGGGCACUCUGCUGGCAUGAGGCUGGCCCCUGACCAUGCUUGGCAGAGAAAUAAACAUUGUUGCCCCACUGUGCUGACUGGUCCCCCUGGUGCCCCAUGAGGCUGGAUCUCCAAUCCCCACACCAACGCCCAGGCUGGCCCUCCCCGCACGUGACCCUCCUGGCCCCUGCUCCUUCCUUUCCCAAGGCAGACGCCACAGGGGCUGUGGACUCCAGGACAAUGGCCUGGGACAUGGCGGACAAAGGGGUGAGUGUGUGGCCACCCCCACCCAGCUGCAGAAAGGGCCACUUGUCCCUGGGAAGGGUGGGGCGGGGGAAGGAGAAAGAAUCCCUGCCUGUGUGUGUGUCUGUGUCCGCCCCGAGCCCGGGCCCCUCCCUCCACAGCCCCGUCUGGACACCUGGGUUGCCUCUUGUGCUCCCUAAAGGGCCCAGAACCCAAGAAGGACCGCCCAGCCCUGCUGUCCUGGCCCAAGGCCACCACUCAGGCUUUGGGGGUUCUUGGUUGGGGGUUCUUGGAGGGGCACCAUGUAACGUGGACCUGCGAGACCAGACUGGUGGCAGCAUCACAGGACCAGAGGUGCCUCCUGUCUCGGGGCAAGACCUGUAUCCCCUCAGAGACCCUAGGGUCCCUGGAACCACCAGCCCUGCCCCAGGGGUCACCUGCAGGGACCUGUUCUGACCUCUGACGAAAUGUCUAGCCUGGGGGACAGAGGAGGGGCCUGGACUCUCCUUGGCCUUCAGGAAGGGCCCAUGGGGUGUCUGGCGUAGGGUGCAGUCCCGCCCCGCAGGUCCCACUGUGUCCAUUUUCCAGGUGGGGCUUAGGCUGGCCUCCUAGGCUAUGGCCCUGGGUGAGUCACUGGGUCUGUGUGAGCUGGAAGGGCAGUGGGAAAGCCCAGCCCACUGGAGGAUGGGUGACUGGAAUGGGGGCUACCAGGUGAGGAGUCAGGAGACCUGGAUCCCUGUCCCUGCUUGUAGUUGCACUUGGCACAGACCCAGCUACUCUUAAGGAUGGACAUCCCCCUCACCCUCAGCUGUGCUGCCAACCCUGCGCGUGAGCCUGUGGUUCCACUAGGCCUCUGGGCAUCUGUCCCACCCCAGAUAGCUGGCCAGGCCCAGCUCAGCCUUAGCCUGGGGUCCUGCCAGGCUCUGAGCCAGCAGUGAACUCCUGUGCAUCCUUCAAAGCCCCACUCAAAUGUUUUAGUUUCUCCCACCACCUGCCCCUAGUCAGGAGCAUCUUGCUUUACCAUCUGCUCCCACACAUCCCAUGCUGGUGAUCACCCCUGUAGGACUGCCCCCCACCUGUGAGCCCCUGCAGGCAGAGGAGCAGAAGCCAAGCAGUCCCCCAGUUCUGCAGGUGGAGAGCUUGAUACCCACAAAGGCAGGACCCAUGGUGAGUGAGUGGCCCAUCAGCUGGUCAGUGACAGUCACCUCCUCAAGUCAGUAGCUUGGGGCUGGUCACAAGGACAGAGACUCACCCGGAAACUCCCUGUCCAGCCCCAGACAUGCACCCCUGGCCUUCCGUUUUUCCUUGGAAAUUCCUACACCAGGCCUGGCCUGAGUACCUGGCACAUCUGACUGCCUCCGCCAAGGCCCCUACUCCCAAGUCGAAGCCCUAGAGACAGGUGGCCUCUCAGCAUCUGCUCUGAGGGCCCUAGGCCAGGAUCCCGCCCUGGGGCUGGAAUUAGAGUCCUGCCUCUCAGCACCUCCUCCUGGAAGCCCCCGGGGCCUGGCCUCCUCAGCCCUGGUGUGUGCUGCUCCUGGCCUCACGCUCACCUGCCUCAGAGGGGCUCUACCCUGUCCCCAGCCGGGGGUGGUGUGGGCUGGGGGCCCAGAGCCAGUUUGGGGAUGGGUAGUGGGUGGUGUGAGGGAUGCCAGGCCCCCAGAGGCUGUACCCUGUCUAGCAGAGUAUGACAAGGAGGGUGGUCUGCCCCAUGAAGACAGGGCUUCCCCACGCCUGCCCCUCACCCCUGUUGUCUGCUGCCUGCCCCCCCUUCUCUCUGUCUGUGCUCUGGGGAUGCCUGUUCUCCAGCCUGGCCCAGUAGGCAAUGCAGCUCCUACCCUACCCCAGCCCACUGCACAGGGGCGAGAUUUCUGCUGUAGUCAUGGAAGACUCCUUGGAAGAGGUGAUAGUCCUGCAGGGCCUGGAAAGCCUGCUGGAAGUGGGAGGAAGUGAGCAGGAGGCCUGCCCAGGCGGGACAGCUUCCCGCAGGCCCGGGAGAAUGAGGUGAGGAGCAGCUGCUCUGGAGUGUGAUUGGAUGCAGAGGGCGCCAUCUCCACCUCCUCCUGGGCUGGUAACUGCCUGGCCUGUUUGCAAGGCUGCUCUAAGUACCGGCCGGUCACUGGACCCAGCGCCCUGUUCUGCCCAGGGGUUGUUGGGCUGACAGGUCAGCCUGGGGUGUCCCUGCCUCCUAUCAGGGCCUCAGGUGAGAGGGUUCCCAGAAGGUAGCCCUCCUGGAGAUCUUGGCUCCUGAUGCCCCAGGAGGGAGCAUGCAGGUGGGGUCCAGGUCUCAGGAUGGCCUCGUCACCAGCCUCAGGGGGUGCCCUCACCCAGCAAAUGUGGGAAAAGCACCCACCAGCAGCCUCGUGGCACUGAGGGCCCAGAGGGAGCCAGGUGCGGACAGGGAAGAUGAGGUGUGCGUGGCCAGAGCAAAGCAGGGAAAGCGGGUUGGACCCUGUGCUGUGGGGAUCAAGACUGGGAGGCCCCUGCAGUCACAGAGGGACAAGGGAUUUGGACUCGGUCCUGCAGGGCAGCCUAUCCUCAGAGA